CCCCGCAGUCGGGCUCACCCCGCCGCUCUGCCCUCAGUACCGCUUCGGCCGCUGUGCCGCCUGGCUUUCGUAUUCCUUGUUCUCGGCGGGCUGUGGGGGCUCGGCGCCGCGGCCGUUAGUCAUGUCGGAUUCUGGAAGUUACGGUCAGUCUGGGGGUGAGCAGCAAAGUUAUUCUUCCUAUGGAAAUCAAGGCAAUCAAGGUUAUGGACAAGCACCACAAAGCUAUUCUGGUUAUGGGCAAACUACUGAUUCCUCAUACGGACAGAACUAUGGCGGCUACUCCAAUUAUGGACAAAGCCAAUCAGGUUACUCACAAUCCUACGGUGGUUAUGAAAAUCAAAAACAGAGCUCAUAUGGCCAGCAAUCUUAUAAUAACCAGGGACAGCAAAACACGGAAUCAUCAGGAGGCCAAAGUGGAAGAGCGCCUUCAUAUGACCAGUCAAACUAUGGUCAACAAGAUUCGUAUGGCCAGCAGUCAGGCUAUGAUCAUCAUCAAGGUUCAUAUGAUGAGCAGUCAAAUUAUGACCAGCAGCAUGAUUCCUAUAAUCAAAACCAGCAGUCCUACCAUUCACAAAGGGAAAAUUACAGCCACCACACACAAGAUGACCGUCGUGAUGUGAGUAGGUAUGGAGAAGAUAAUAGAGGAUAUGGCGGGUCACAGGGAGGAGGUAGAGGGCGUGGGGGAUAUGACAAGGAUGGAAGAGGUCCUAUGACAGGAUCAAGUGGUGGUGACCGCGGUGGCUUCAAAAAUUUUGGUGGUCACAGGGAUUAUGGACCCAGGCCAGAUGCUGAUUCAGAAUCUGAUAAUUCAGAUAACAACACAAUCUUUGUGCAAGGACUUGGGGAGGGUGUGUCUACAGAUCAAGUGGGGGAGUUCUUUAAACAGAUAGGAAUUAUCAAGACCAAUAAGAAGACUGGAAAACCAAUGAUAAAUCUGUAUACAGACAAGGACACAGGGAAGCCAAAAGGGGAGGCGACAGUGUCAUUUGAUGACCCUCCUUCAGCUAAGGCAGCCAUUGACUGGUUUGAUGGGAAAGAAUUUCAUGGCAACAUCAUUAAAGUGUCCUUUGCUACCAGAAGACCUGAAUUUAUGAGGGGAGGUGGAAGUGGAGGUGGACGGCGAGGCCGUGGAGGAUAUAGAGGCCGUGGAGGCUUUCAGGGGAGAGGUGGAGACCCCAAAAGUGGGGACUGGGUUUGCCCUAAUCCGUCAUGUGGAAAUAUGAACUUUGCUCGAAGGAACUCCUGCAAUCAGUGCAAUGAGCCCAGACCAGAGGACUCUCGUCCCUCAGGAGGAGAUUUCCGGGGAAGAGGCUACGGUGGAGAGAGGGGCUAUAGAGGUCGUGGGGGCAGAGGUGGAGACCGUGGUGGCUAUGGUGGAGACAGAAGUGGGGGUGGCUAUGGAGGAGACAGAAGUGGGGGUGGCUAUGGAGGAGAUAGAAGUGGGGGUAGUUAUGGUGGGGACAGAGGAGGUGGCUAUGAUCGAGGCGGCUAUGGAGGAGACCGAGGCGGCUAUGGAGGAGAUCGAGGCGGCUACGGUGGGGACCGAGGCGGCUACGGUGGUGACCGUGGAGGCUACGGUGGGGACCGAGGAGGCUAUGGUGGGGACCGAGGAGGCUAUGGUGGAGACCGAAGUGGGGGGGGCUACGGAGGAGACCGUGGUUGUGGCGGUGGCUAUGGUGGAGACCGAAGUGGAGGCUAUGGAGGAGAUCGGAGUGGUGGCAGCUACUAUGGAGGACGAGGUGGCUAUGGAGGCAAAAUGGGAGGAAGAAACGACUACAGAAAUGAUCAGCGCAACCGACCAUACUGAUGACUGUUUUGAAUGUUCCUUUGUCUCUGACAUGAUCCAUAGUGAAAUUGCCAGAGUUUUGCCUGCUGCUUUCCUGGUGGCCUCUUCUUGGGUAGUGAAAUUAAGUGACAUUUAGAAUUUUAUUUGGGUGGUAGGGCUGGGACAGUUUUUCUUUAGUAAUGUCUGUUGGAAUUUUCCCCUUUAGUUUCCAACUUUCCCCUUCCCAACCCUUGAAGCUAAGUGCGUUGUAAAAUAUUGCCAAAAUGGAAAGUGUUUUAUAAUACUGCAAUAAAGGCUUCUUGUUUUGUGGA
Molecule: messenger RNA, 2097 nt
Organism: Myotis brandtii (Brandt's bat)
Lineage: Eukaryota; Metazoa; Chordata; Mammalia; Chiroptera; Vespertilionidae
Gene: TAF15
Product: TAF15 RNA polymerase II, TATA box binding protein (TBP)-associated factor, 68kDa
Exons: 16
Coding region: 122-1807 (561 amino acids)
Biological process (GO): regulation of DNA-templated transcription
Cellular component (GO): nucleus
Molecular function (GO): RNA binding; transcription coregulator activity
Source: RefSeq, a predicted model, not a curated record